Molecule: messenger RNA, 1166 nt
Organism: Aspergillus novofumigatus IBT 16806
Lineage: Eukaryota; Fungi; Ascomycota; Eurotiomycetes; Eurotiales; Aspergillaceae
Exons: 1
Coding region: 449-718 (89 amino acids)
Source: RefSeq, a predicted model, not a curated record
AGCACCCCUGGACCCUCUGACUUCGGCUCAUGACGAGCUAGAUACUGCCGAGUAGGUUGACCCCUCGGUGCUCAUGGGAUAGCUAUUGGACAGCUUGCGAUCACCGAUUAGAGACAAGAAAGAACCGCGACGGCAUCAAUGUUUCGUUCAAGAUAUGGUUAUCGAGAGCGUGGCGACACUGGUUUGAGUCAGGUUUCCGAUCCGGUAAUGGUAAUAGACACCGGUUCACUGGGUAACUUUCUUUUCCUACGUUCUGUUUACGUUCGCAUGCCUUUCGCUCUUACCUCUUUAUACCUUUGUUCUUUCUCUUUUCCUUGCUUUUCUUUCUUGUUUUUGCUUGUUCCCCAAUUCAUGUUCUCUUCGUGACCAACAGAGAACCAGAAGCGAAGGACCAUGUAGAGAUUUUUGGAAGCAAAACCAACCAGACGAUGCGAAGGAAAGGGAAGAUAUGGACAGCUGGUCGUUCAUGGUUGCUUUGCUCUCUGUGUGCUCUCUGCUCUUCCCCAUCUCCAUCUCUGAUUUCCUUAUCAUUUUCCUUUUAUCUCCCCUCCUAUUUUCGGAUCAUGGCUUGUGUUCGUUUGUUCAUCGAUUGGUAUUUAUUGUGGUCAGCAGCUCGAAUCAUUUCCGACCCGGACGUCGAGCGAUCGUUGAUUCUACUUGCGCCAAUUUAGUCGUCCCUACGUGUGUCCCCGAUAUCCGCGUUCAUCGUCCGUCUUGAUCGCAUUCUAAUAGGAGAACGAUUGCCAUCCUUUCACCGUCCAUCACGAACGGCUAAGCUUCGCGAGAUCCUUUUCGUCGAUCUGUCGUUUCGGCUACCGACUCAUGAUGUCAUAGUCCAGUAGAAGUAGCCGUAAGUACCAACUCCUGUAUGGAAACAGUGUAUCAUAAAAUGGAUGUUUGACAUUUUCGAUGCUUCAUCAUCCACAAUGCUCCAUACGGGUCGUUCUUAGUGUCUGUAGCAUGAGAAGUGACAUCUCGAGCUCAUGCCGAAAGGCGCCACGUACACCCAGUCCCUCCCUUUUCCACAGAUAUAUGAAAGUGAGGCUUGGGGUUUGUCAACACCGGCAUGGCUUGAUCGUCGGUCAAUGGCUUAGUUCCUACUUGUUCCUAGUCGUUCUCGAUCCGUUACAUGAUUCUCGGCUCCUGAAAGUUCAAGGCUGAUUUGG